AUGCCUCCACCUGCGUUUUUGAUCACAUUCCUCUCCACUACUACUGACGCACCCAAAGGGCAAGCCACUCCCCCGAUAAGACUGCGACGUCCUUCAGUUCAUGCCUUCCCACUUUCUCAAUCCUUCACUAAUUACCUUCCUACAUGUCAAUUACCUACAUCAUGCGCCCUAGAAUUCCCAAUGAUGCGUGACUCAUCACCUGGAGCAGUUAUCCAUGCAGCUUUCACUGCUUCCUGGGCUUUUCAGGCAUGUCUUCUGGUCAGGGGCUCCUUAGGAAUUUCGACGCGGAAGCCGGUAUUUCCCCCCCUACAGAUCUGCGAAACUGCAGGAACUGCACUGCUAGAAACCAAAUUAGGAAAUGCUAGGAACCUGUUUAGGACUAACACGUUACCUUAUAGCUCAAUCAACCUGGUUUGGUCCUCACCACCUGACUACUCGCAACCCCAUGACCUCUAUCAUCUAUCAGCACUGACCGGCGAUAAAACCGGCGAUCUCGAAAAUGAUCAAUUUCUCCAAGUGACAGUCCUCCUCCAUAUGCCCAAUCUGGUGCGCCGUGAGCCCACAGUACAUACUCUUGAUCAAGACUCACACGAAUCGGAACGCCGAGAGAGCUCUGCCGAAGCGAAAGUUCGCAUGUUUGACUAUGGGGAUGCCUUGCACACAACUGCCUAUCAUGCCAUGCACGUAAGUUUUGCGCCCUGGCGAAGCUUGAAGAGAUACACUGGCGAACAGGACAGCAGAAAUGGACAGGAGGAAAUGGAGAGGCAGCAGGACCACACAAGACAAAAUCAUUUAGACCCUCAAAAGCGAACAAGAUUCUAUGAUCCGGCCCCAAAUCCGCGGUCCGCCAUAGUUAUAGUCGUCUUCAUUCCUUACAGUGAAUGGUUUGCAAUCAGAGAUGUUCUUCUUGAUCGUAUACUCGGACUCGCCUUCGAAAUCGACUCGAUUAACCCAAAGCUCAAGCGUCGCGUCAGUAAAAGAAUAUGCGGUAUUCUCAACGUUUCGUUAGCAUGGGCCACGGAUAGUUGCUCAUUAUGUCGUAAACUCGAGUAUCUCGAAGAGCUGAUCGGCUGCAUUUCCACGAGAGUAAUAUGCCGGAUUGUCGCCUGGAACUCUUUCGCGUUCGGCGUGAUGGCUUGUGUCAGCGAGAGCUGCUUGAUGAAAUGCUGGGACGAAAAAGAGGAAAGUAAAUGCGACAAGGAGCCCUCGAGUGUCGCUCUCCACAACCCUAACAGAACCGAGCCGCCGUUGACAAGUUCUGUUCUGCCCAUAAAUACGGGAGAGGCGAAGUUGCGGGCUUUUAAUGCGCAGUACGUGAUCUCGCCCUACGCCCGAGCGCGUUCGCUGAUCUGGCAUCUGAGGUGGCUGUCACCCGCCCCAAAUGUGAACUACGCCCCGUCUCGGAAUGUGCAUAUUUCCUUAGCUGGCUUCCCUAAGUGCGGCGUUUCAGUGAACGUCGUCCGCACGAAUUUCAACCGCAUCUGCACACUUGCACGCUUACCUAGUUGGAGAAAUCCCUCGAGUACUUCAAGUCGAGUGAUCAGCUAUUUGAGGGGACCAGUGAGCUCUGUAAGUGGGCUGAGAUUUUUGGACAAGACGCCGAAGCUCCUGGCGAUUGAUUUAAUAUCUCAUAAAGCGGGCUGGGGUGCUCUUGCGAUCUCUCAAGAAGCUUCGUCUUAUCGAUCAUUUGCACUGAGUACGAACGACUGCGCAAUGGUCGCGAACAGUGUCUCCGAUGAUAUCUGGGCAAAUACGUACUCUCCUUAUAGGCUAGCGACAAGUACAAAAACGAUGCUCAGGUUAUCCUCACUUUGGCUGGUCUGUGGUGUGGCAUCUUUUGAGAGUAUCAAGCGAUCAUGUAGGGGCUUCGAGGUAAUGUUGUCAAGAACGAUGGACUCGGUCAUUUCGCAGUCUCGAGGUUUUCAGCACUAUUUCUCGUCUGUAAAAGAGGUUCUUUCAACAUUCUGUUUAGGGUAUGAUUUCGUGACCGAAGACAAAUGGUUAAGAAAGGCAGCCCGGUUACGUAGCUCCUCUUGCGCGCUUUGUCACCGCAAAAUUGUACUGACGGCAUCGCUCGCCCGUCCGAUUCGCGAUGAUGUCAUCUCAUAUUGGGCAAAGCAGAAGCUGAAUGAAACAGUCACAAUAACAGCAAAUUACAAGGCUAACGAGGACAAAGUCUCAGAUAAGUCAUACUUCCUUCAAGACGCAUCAGAGGGCGCAAUUCUCGGUCUCUUCCCUGAGGUACUGGUUCACUCAUCAUCGGUUCUUUUUCCAAACAUGAAUCAAAUUUUGUUAAUUCACUCUAAUCAAGUAAUGAUCUACAAGCUCUUUGGAUCGCCCUUUGGCGGUUCUGGUGUUAGUGUCGGUGUUGGCGUCAGAUAA
Molecule: messenger RNA, 2382 nt
Organism: Lindgomyces ingoldianus
Lineage: Eukaryota; Fungi; Ascomycota; Dothideomycetes; Pleosporales; Lindgomycetaceae
Exons: 24
Coding region: 1-2382 (793 amino acids)
Source: RefSeq, a predicted model, not a curated record